This is a messenger RNA of Dovyalis caffra, 234 nucleotides long. The record is from the annotation of a GenBank genome assembly. Lineage: Eukaryota; Viridiplantae; Streptophyta; Magnoliopsida; Malpighiales; Salicaceae.
AUGGCCAAGUCCAGCCUAAAGGGAGAACUGGUGUGGGGUGGGGAUCUUUUUUCUUGUGGAACAUUGGAAUUCCCACAAGAGACCAGUAAUGAGGUCAAAAAAAUCAAAUUGUUUGGAGUGUUCUCCUUCAGGAAUUUGGAAAAUCCCGAAGCUACUGAUUGGAAUGGUCAUCCUACAUUCAAUAUCUGUUUGCGGGAGUGUCUUGGUGAAGAUCAGCUUCAGAUGCAUAUCUAG